Australozyma saopauloensis is the source of this 1443-nucleotide messenger RNA. RefSeq lists its product as uncharacterized. Gene Ontology annotation, biological process: lipid catabolic process. The record is from RefSeq and is a predicted model, not a curated record. The transcript has a single exon. NCBI's taxonomy places the organism in Eukaryota, Fungi, Ascomycota, Pichiomycetes, Serinales, Metschnikowiaceae. The coding region runs from base 1 to 1443 and encodes 480 amino acids. Gene Ontology annotation, molecular function: triacylglycerol lipase activity.
AUGCGGCUAAACUUAUUUUUUGCUAUUGUCUGGGUGCUUUUGUCACCAGUUUGCGGUUUUCCAGUGGAGCCAGAGCUUCCUUCGAAUGAUCCGUUCUACAUUGUGCCUAAGGACAUAGAAAAGUACUCUGAGGGCGAAAUUAUCCGCUCUAGACCAAGUCCAGCAAAACUACGGGGUGUGUUUCAGCCAAUAAAUAUCCAAGACUCAUGGCAGUAUUUGGUUCGGACCACCAAUUCCAGAGGUAAACCGACAGCCGUAGUGACGUCUGUAUUAAAACCUUACAAUGCAGAUAAAACUAAGGUUUUGUCGUACCAAUUCGCCCAGGACUCGCCGUCCAUAGACUGCUCCCCUUCUUACUCUAUUUUGCAUGGUGCAAGCAUGAAUACCCUCAUUUUGCAGCUUGAGAUGUAUGUCAUUUCUUUAGCGCUAGCCCGAGGCUGGUAUGUUGUCACUCCUGACCACGAAGGACCUAAUUCGGCGUUUGCAAUUGCAAAAAUAGCAGGCAAAAUCACUUUGGAUUCGAUUCGGGCAGUUUUGAAGACCGAGGAUACUACUGGUAUAGAUCCAAAGGCCAAAGUAGCUCUAUGGGGGUACUCUGGUGGUACAGUUCCCACCAGUUGGGCGGCUAUUCUUCAACCAGAAUAUGCACCAGAACUCAGUCAGAACCUUGUUGGUGCUGCUUGUGGAGGCUGGCUCACCAAUUUGACCAACGCCGCUUUGGCCAUGGAUGGGAAAUAUUCUGCGGGACUCAUCCCGCUUGCUAUCCAUGGCUUGAUGAACGAGUACCCCGAAUUGUCCGAGAAAAUCGCGUCAGUUAUUACGAACGAGGACCAGCACAACGAGUUUCUACGUGCAUCCAAUUAUUGUCUUCUUGAAUCAUUUCCAAAAUUUGCGUUCAAGGAGUUUUUUAAAGGCAACAACCCAAUCUUUUCCAUUGGUACGCAGAUUUUCGAAAUUCCAGAGAUCAAAAGAAUCCUCACAGAUAAUGUGGUAGGUCUUAAUGCCAGCAAUGGCGUUCCAAAAAUCCCAUUGUUCGUGUACCAAGGAAUGCAAGAUGAAAUCAUUCCGUACGUUCAAGCAGAGCGAGGCUUCGAGAGACUUUGUGCUUUGGGAGUUGAAUCCUUUGAGUUGGCAUUGUCUAAAAACACCGGCCAUAUUGGUGAGAUGCUCCAAGGUGUUGGCGCCGCUUUGAAGUGGGUGGAGGACCGAUUCGCUGGACUUCCACCAAAGAAAGGAUGUGUUAAAGAAAUCCGAGAGACUAACCUUGCGUAUGAAGGCGCAGACUUAAGCUUUUACAAGCUUUUCCGUGCUUCUUGGGAAAGUAUCUUAGGUUGGGAGGUGGGACGAUUCGCCUCUGUAGCCAAAAUUCCGCUGGCUGCGCAAUUUGUCUUCGACGCGUUGCGCGGUGUUUUGGAAGCCUUGGGGCCAGUUCCCAUGCGUUGA